Mytilus californianus (California mussel) is the source of this 2691-nucleotide messenger RNA. Its product is annotated as lactoylglutathione lyase-like. Lineage: Eukaryota; Metazoa; Mollusca; Bivalvia; Mytilida; Mytilidae. The transcript has 6 exons. Gene Ontology annotation, molecular function: metal ion binding; lactoylglutathione lyase activity. The record is from RefSeq and is a predicted model, not a curated record. Bases 84 to 608 code for a protein of 174 amino acids.
UUCCUGAAACCAUAUUUUGGCAGCACUUCAGUCACAUUUGACUUGGCAUUUGCAUCCUUCAUAAUCCAAUAUAGCUUCAGGCAAUGGCACUUUCAAAUGAAGAAGUCGCAAAAGCGUGCAUAGAACCUGACGAAUCAACCAAAGAAUUCUUUUUUCAACAGACAAUGAUGAGGAUAAAAGAUCCUAAAAAAUCCUUAGAGUUUUACACUAAUGUCAUGGGAAUGAGGUUACUGAAGAAGAUGGAUUUCCCAGCUAUGACAUUCUCAUUGUAUUUUAUGGGGUAUGAUCAACCAGAAAACAUUCCUACUGAUGAAAAAGAAAGGACUAGAUAUUGCUUCUCACAGAAAGCAACUUUAGAAUUAACUCACAACUGGGGAACAGAAAAAGAUGAUAGUCAUUAUCAUAAUGGAAACAGUGAUCCUAGAGGGUUUGGUCAUAUUGGAAUGGUUGUACCAGAUGUAGACAAAGCUUGUGAAAGAUUUGAAAAACUUGGUGUAGAAUUUGUCAAGAAACCUAAUGAUGGUAAGAUGAAAGGGCUUGCCUUCAUUAAAGAUCCUGAUGGUUAUUGGAUAGAAAUCCUGAAUCCAAACAACAUGGUCCCUACAUAGACAAUUGCCAUGUAUACAUGGCUGACCAUAGAUUAUGUAACAAUUACAAUGUGACAAUCUAUAUGUUGAACAAUUCUUGACAUGCAUUCAGUAUUUAUAACCUUUUCUCAAACAAAAAUUAUAGAUAUAAUCAGAGCUUUAAAGGUCUAAAGUGAAAUUGAAUUAUGUCCUUGCUGACAUUAAUUUUCCUGUUAAUAAUUGUUUUGUGUGUUCUCCCAAGAAAUUAAUAUAUUCUUGUGGUAUUUUUUACACAAUGUUGGAUACUUUCUGGGAUACUAUUUACAUUUGUUAAUUUAUUGUUAUGAAAUAAUAUAGUGGUCAUAGGUUUUUUGCGUGAAUAUUAUCAAUGCUUUUGAGAGCACAAAACUACUAUUGUAGUAUGAAGAGUUGUUUAUAUAUAUGGAAUGUUCAAUGCCUCAUUAUUUUCCAAGUCAGGGUCAAAAUAUUUAUGCUUCCUGUUUGUAUAUGGAUAAUGUAUACAUGUAUGGUGCUAAUGUACCUGUCUAUUAUUUUCAAAUUUAUCAGUAUAUCAGGAAUGGUUGGCGAAAAGCACAUUUAUCAAUAAAUAUUCAUUCAUUCAUAUCUGUGAUUCCUCAUAAAUGAGACUCUUUUACAGAAACCUAAAUUUUGCAUCUCAUAUGUUAUUUCAUGAUUUGGUCCAUAGAAAACUGUCUUUUUAAGUUUGGAAAGUAGGUACUCCUUAUCUGCAACUUUUUGUAAACCAAUUUAUGGAUUUCCAGAAUAUUCAUUACUUAAUAUUGUUGUGUACCUUCUAUUAGUUUUUUAAAUUAGAACUUUCAGGGGUUUCCUAAAAUAAAUUGCUGGCUUAAAAAUUUCUACAUGUUGCUGGUGGGCAUUUAUAAUUUUGUUUAUAGAAAACAGAAAUAUACAUCAGUAUCAAGGGCAAUGUUCUCUUUCAAAACAGUAAAAUGACAACAUUUUCUAAUUAUGUCAUUUAAUUUGACCCCACCUUUCCAAAGGGGUCAGUGUACACUACUACGAUCACUUUGCAUGUUUCAUUCUUUGUCAUUCAUACUUUUAAAACCUUGGUCAACUCAUCUGAAACUAAUUUAAAUCAAACUUGACAUGAGUAAAGUAUUGAUUAUUCACAUAGUGCUUUAUUUCCUUCUUAUUCAGUGUUGAAAUUGUUGGCAAUGGUGCUCCAUAUGUUCAUAUUGAACCUUACAUGGGGUCAUCUCUUAAACUACUUAACCUGUCUGAAACAAGAAUAAUGUAUGGAAGGUCCUAAAUGAUUCAGUUGAUCAAUGGUGCUUUUUUAGAGCCCCUGGUUAUGUAGUAAGAUAUAAGAAUAUGAGGAUAAAAAGCCUUAAAAAUUUGCAGAUAAUGAUUACUUUGUUAUUGUUGAAUUUUUGCCUAAAAAUAAAUGAAUGUAGACAUUGUUAAAAAAACAACUUGGUAUUGUUGUGGGUAUUUUUACUUUUCUUCAAAACAACAUUGCUGAAUUGUAAGUUUUCAAGUUUUGUCUUUUCUUAUAGCUUCUAUCAGUCCUUAAUCAAAGUUUUGUAUUUCCUUAAUUCAUUUAAAAUCGUUUUGUGAUAAUAAGUACAAAAAAUUAUUAAGUAGAUGAAAUAUUGGACUGGUUUUAAAAAACACUGUUUUUCUUUUUUAUAUUACUAAACAAUAAUUUAAUUUGCUUUUCAAAAAUUAUUAAAUUUCAUCGAGGCUUUUUUAACAUGAAAAAUAAUCUACAUGAUCCUUUACCUAUGAUUACCUAGAAAUAGGACCAUACGGUAUAAAAUAUUAUAUCACCUAGAAAUAGGACCAUACGGUAUAAAAUAUUAUAUCACCUAGAAAUAGGACCAUACGGUAUAAAAUAUUAUAUCUUAUGUUAUUUCUCAACUUCAUCAAGUUAUAGCAAUCAAAUUAAAUAGAUUAAUUAAUGUAAAUUACAAGAGCAAAAAUUCUUACCAAAUACAAUACACCACAACAAACAAAUAUAUGUCAGUGAGUCAAUGAGAGUAUAUUUUAUAGUAUAAUUGUUUGAAAUCAGUAUGUUAUAUUUUGUUUACACUUUACUAGUGCUAGUGUAUGUUCAAAGUGAUUAAACUAUCUGCUUUUUAAA